This is a messenger RNA of Symbiodinium natans, 2394 nucleotides long. The record is from the annotation of a GenBank genome assembly. NCBI's taxonomy places the organism in Eukaryota, Dinophyceae, Suessiales, Symbiodiniaceae.
AUGCGACCGCAGCGUGACAGUCGGUCCCGUCCGAUUGGGCUUAGUCUGGAGGAUCUCCAGACAAUAGGGUCCCGUCCAUCUCGGCUUCCUCCGGAGGAUCUGCAGACAAUACAGCGAUGGAAGAGGGAGCCCAAGAAGGUUACAGAGGCCAUCCGCGCAUCCACGCCUGAAGAGGUGCAGCAUGCCUUCACCCUCCUGAGGGAGGGCCAUCUUGAGACGAACGCGCUCCACUGCUCUGCAGCGAUUACCAGCUACAGGGAAGGUAAGGCUUGGAUGAAGGCGAUCGGAACCUUCAGCUCGAUGGCGCAGAAGAGCAUCCCCUGCAACGAGGUCACGCACAACUUGGCACUUAGUUCGUUUGCAGCUGGCAACCAAUGGGUGCAAUCUCUACAGCACCUGAUCUCUAUGAAGCUGAUCUUCAUCUACCCCUCUGCAGUGAGCUUCUGCUCAGUGCUUGUCGCCGUCUCACGGGAAAGCCUGUGGCAAGCAGCGCUCGCAAUUUUCGAAGAGAUGCAAGGGGCUUCUGUGCAAGCAGACGUGAUAUCUUUCAAUACAGUCAUUAGUGCAUGUGGCCGGGGUGGUCAGUGGUUACUGGCUGUUGAUCUCCUCGAUCAAGUCAAGUCGUCAGUGAGGCCCACCGAUGCAAGCUACUCUGCCACAAUUAGUGCAUGCGGCACGGCCUUCAAAUGGCAACAUGCAGUGGCACUACUACAGGACAUGAGCACGCACAAAUUGACGGGCCGGAACAGCUACAACGCAGCAAUCAGUGCCUGUGAGAAGUGUGGUCAGUGGCUUGCGGCGCUGGCCCUUCUGCACAAGAUGGCAGAGGUCCAAAUCUCCAAGGACCGUGUCACCUGCAACGCUGCAAUAGGCGCUUGCGCCAAGUCUGCGCAAUGGGCUGCAGCCUUGUCUCUCUUUCACAGCAUGCACGUCAACUCCAUCGAACCUGGUGCCAUCACCCACAACACUGUCAUCACAGCCUGUGAGAACGGGCUGCAGUGGCGUUUGGUUCUGGCGCUGACAGAUGCCGACCCAGGAUUCACGUCCAGCACUCGGUCCACUGCCACGGAGUUGCACCACGCAGUGAGGCAGCUGACCAAGCAGGCGCCAUCGCAAGACGUGUGGGACCAGGGCGACGAAGCGGCGAGGCGGGCCAGCCGCAUGGUCGGGGAGUUCAAGCCAAAGGAGUUGGUGAGUCUUCUGAGGGCCUUUGCCUCCAUGCUGGUCACGAAGGAGGCGCUCUUCCGCGAGGCAGCCGAGAUUCUUCCGCCGCACAUGGGCGCGGGCGUGCUGCAAGCCCAGGAGCUCGCGAAUCUUUGCUGGGCUUACGCGGUGGGCACCGCUGCAGGCUCACACAAGAUUUUCCGGGCCGCCGAGGAAGCCUUCAUCCAGCGCCGGGCAGCUUUCGCCUGUGGCUCCUUGCAACAAGAUGAUGCAGCACGGGACUUUGCUGAAGGCUUGCUGGGGACAAUCUGGUCACUGAGUUAUUCACAAAACCUGCAGCCAGGCUUCCUGCGGUUUGCCCAGAGUGCUCUGUUGCAGCUCACGGAGCCACUUCGCUCUCAGACGCCCGAACUCCCGUCUGGCUCACAGACGGUUGCGGGGAUGGGUCCCCGUGAGAUACUCGGGAUGCCCGGGGUGGUCGUGAUCCACAAGCCGGCAGGCUGGUGCGUGGAUCAAGGCGAGGAAAGCCUUGCUGAGGGGGACGAUGUGGAGGACAUGAACUUCUUGUCCAGCUUUGUAUCAACGCGCAUACCGGCCCGGCGUUUCCCCAUCCUCAGUGACAAGCUCCACUGGCGGGGCUUUGUGCAUCGAAUUGAUGUGCCAUCAUCAGGCCUGAUCUUGACAGCCACAUCGCAUCAAGCAUUCUACAGCCUGCGACUGCAGACGGCUUGUGGCAGCUUCGUAAGAGACUACCAGGUCCUUUGUCAUGGAUGGCUGCGUGGCCGGCAAGAUGUGCGCGCCGCAGUGCACUGGGUGAGCGAUGGACGGACCACCAGCAGCCUCAUCAGCCCGUUCGGCCGGCCGGCCCUUACGCGGCUGAGGUUGUCAGCAUCUUUCCUGAGGAAGUCCGAAGCGCUCAGCCUGUUCAUGAUGCGCAUCGGCACAGGGCGGAAGCAUCAGAUUCGAGUGCAAUCCGCCCACGUGGGUCAUGCUGUGGUGUGCGAUGGCAGAUAUUCCACGCCGAAGACAUACCGAGCUGAUCUCAAAUGGUGUCCCCGAAAUUUUCUGCACCGCUCACGUCUAGGUUUCACCAUGGGUGGUAAAUCUGUUGACGUUGAGCAGGCACUCCCCCAAGAUUUGUCGGAUGCCCUGUGGUCUUGCACCCAAGUUAAGCGAGCCAGAGAGGAGAAAAGUCAGAGGAGCCCACUAGCUGCUUCUCGAGCUCUGUGA